Suhomyces tanzawaensis NRRL Y-17324 is the source of this 1284-nucleotide messenger RNA. RefSeq names its product transcription factor (gene NDT80). The transcript has 2 exons. Gene Ontology annotation, biological process: meiotic cell cycle; positive regulation of transcription by RNA polymerase II. Gene Ontology annotation, molecular function: DNA binding; DNA-binding transcription factor activity. Gene Ontology annotation, cellular component: nuclear chromosome. The coding region runs from base 1 to 1284 and encodes 427 amino acids. NCBI's taxonomy places the organism in Eukaryota, Fungi, Ascomycota, Pichiomycetes, Serinales, Debaryomycetaceae. The record is from RefSeq and is a predicted model, not a curated record.
AUGAUGACAAUCCCCACCGAUGACCACCCCUCGCUCACCGAGGAUGACGCAGCUGCUGCAGUUGCUGCUGCCAACUCGGCUGUGGUGAAUAUUCCCCAUUUGAAGGACGACGAAGCUCAGCAGCUCCAUCAGCAGUACGAACACCACAAUCCUCAUCAACAUGACCAGGACCAAAUAAGUGCCCAGCUCUCCCACCAACUUUCCCAUCAGCACUAUCAGCAGCAGCAACAACAGCAGCAACAGCAUCACCAUCAGCAACAACAACAACAACUCCAACAGCAUCUGCACCAUCAACUCCAACCCCAACAACAGCAGCAGCAACAGCAAGCCCAACGCCAAGUACAUCAUCCUUUGAAUCAUGGCCAUCAUUUGGGUAUGUUGAAUCAACCCAAUGAGACGGAAUUACUCGAAUCUGUUACCAAAAAAGUUGCUCCUAGAUCAAGCGACUUGUUUAGAGUGGGCCCAAGGUUCAGUGAUACAAGACAUCACCAGGACAUUUAUUGCAAGCGUAAUGAUAUGGACGUGAAUCCAGUGUUGCAUGCCAGAAUUGAUCGUGGGUUUGAAAUUGGUGAGAAUGGAACAUGGAUAGGUUACAAACGUAAUUACUUUACAUUGGUGACUGCAUUCUCUUUAGAAAACUUUGAUUUUGACCGUUUCAUUCAGAAUAAGUUUUACACCUACGAAAAGUCCUCUGCUCGAAAUGGGGAGCCUGUUGGAGAAAACAAAGUUGAAAUUAGCUACUUUGCAAUUAGACUUGUUGCUAAAUGCUCGGAUAACGAUGUUUCGAUCAGUCUUAUCCAACAUACUGCUAAGAGAGAUAAGGGACCACAGUUUCCUCCCCCAAUUUACCCUGCGGUGCCAGGUGAUUUGCCGGACCAUGAAACCGUCAAGGCUUCCUGUAACAAGCGUAACGGUAGCAAGAUCGAGAACAUGAACAAGGUGUUUUACUUUGACAGGGCUGAGUACUACCACGAUACGAACUUGGAUACCCUCAAGGAUGAGUCUAUCCUUAAGAACUAUCCCAGCGACUCGAUUGCCAGAGUGGCCAGAUUCGAGAGAAUUCAAUUCACCUCCUCGAUCAGAAUCAAGUCGACGUCUGUCAACUCCAGAUACUUCACGCUCCACGUCGAGUUGUUGGGUAUCAUCGAGGAUGAGGACUUGCAGAUCCAGCCCAUCUUGUUGAGCUCGAUCGAAACGCCUCCCUUGAUCAUUAGAGGUAGAUCUCCUUCCAACUACCACAAGGAGAGAACCUCGGGCUACAGGGGACACCUUGUGCCCCAGUGA